This is a messenger RNA of Odontomachus brunneus, 8706 nucleotides long. RefSeq lists its product as uncharacterized. Bases 983 to 5023 code for a protein of 1346 amino acids. NCBI's taxonomy places the organism in Eukaryota, Metazoa, Arthropoda, Insecta, Hymenoptera, Formicidae. The record is from RefSeq and is a predicted model, not a curated record. The transcript has 7 exons. Gene Ontology annotation, biological process: regulation of transcription by RNA polymerase II. Gene Ontology annotation, cellular component: nucleus.
CGAGCGUAACGUGUCGCCGCCGUUCGUCUCUCAUGCGUGUGUAUACGUGCGUGUCGUGCGCACUGUGCGCCCGCUGCUGUCUCCCUCUUGAGCCCUACCGCCCGCGACACACAGCGUGUACGCCGCGCGCGGUGCGUGCCAUGGGAAUUCGGUGAACGCGCGGUCUCGGAGCAACGUGGUCAGCCGGGGCCGUACGAUACUCGCCGGUGUCGUCGGCAUUGUCAAUGAGCCGAGUGUCCCGUGGACAACGUCGAAGUCGCGAUCUGAUAAAAUGUGCCGCGCGGUAAAUGCAUUGCCUUCUAAGUUCGCGGUUAGAACCGUUAGAAGAGAGCACAUUUCGCCUCCGCUGAGAACUCCGUAUUCAUCCGCUUGAAUUCUCGACGUUCCGAGCGUCGCGAGUCUUCCUUACUUUUCUCGAUGUCUCUGUGAAGUAGGCGACGGAUAAACUCAGGCGCAUCGUCCCCGAGGAAAAUGACUACGCUUUGUGUGAAAUCUAUGAUCGAUGAAUCCGAAAUAAACGCGGUCCCAUCGCGGAGUAUGUUGUCCUCCUCGUGACAGCCGUUUACAAACGUGUACUCGCGCGCGCGCACGCAUACGUGUGGUAUAUGUGUGUGACUGGGAAUGUAUGAUUACACAGUGAAUAAUAACUAUUUUGAUAGUCAAUAUCAAUGGGACAUAUGAAUGGAAAACAAAGCGAAUGCUAGUUUGGCAAAUGGUGAAGGCAUUGAACAUUCGCUUUAGCCUGGAAGUAUAAAGACAAAAAUAAUCUGCGCAUACGCUUAAUUGUACAUCACAAGGAGAAGAAUCUGCUGAGCCUCUGUAUAUACAGCGACUUUAUUCGUCUUUUCGAAAUAUAAGUGAGCGAUAUACAGACAGCUCGUAUCUUCAAAAUGGUGUGAGCUGUCAUAAACCUCCUGUUGUUCCCAGCAAUGGGUUAUACACGUCUCGUGUUGCGCCACAAUGGGCGCUACCAUACGAUUUCAUGCAGUGGGUUGAUCGAGGAUUGUUAGCACACAACACUGCGUGCAACGCAUAUAAUUUAAAUCACAAGGACAAAGGUACCACGGAAUCCGUCGACUUGAGUUCCGAAUAUUCCACAGAGUUAUUGAAAACGAUACAUAAUGACAGCAUAGUGAAAUCUAGUGCGUUGACCGGUGCAACUGACGAAUCAGUAUCCUUAUACACAGACAAGCUGCAUGAAGAAGUACACGCGGAUACUUCGGGUAAUUCUCGGAAAGAUUUUGUUGAAGGGACCUUUAACUUAUUAAAUAUCGUCGAUCCGACGGUAUUCUUGUAUCGCAGUGCGAGAAAUAAAGUAGGAAUUUCGGUUGAACCGCGAGACAAGAUUUCUUAUCUCGACGAGACGGACAUUAGCACCUCUAGAAGCCGUGCGUCGAAGCAUUCGACGACAGACACGAAUGACGACGCAUUGAGAAUCGUGUCGAACAUUAUCGAACAGUGCGAGCAAGCUUUAGACGAUUGCGUCACUUCCGUAUCGGAUAACGAGCCGCUUGAUUUAGUAAUAAAUUCAAAGAGAAAUACACUUGAACAUACCGUUCAUGGCGAAACGGACGACCGACUUAAUGAGUACUUAUCGGUCAUCGAUAAAGGGACGCCUCCAGUAAGCCAUGCCAUUUUGAAAGACACAAGUCAUUCCCCUGAUGCGCAAAGUGAUCAUAACGUAAGGUACAAGAAUUACGGUUUACUGCAGUUUUCCGACCUAGACAAAGUAUCAUGUAACUCGGACAGAGGCAAGGAAUUAUUGAGCGUCGUCAGGAACUUGCACACCGACGACGAAAUAAGUAGAACGAUUGUGGCGGACGACAACUUGAAGGUAGAGAGAGCGUACGAUAUUCUGGAUAAAUACGUUACGCACGUGUUACCUUCGCGCUUGAGCGACGCCAAGCAAAAAGGAUUGUCCUGGACGCGUGCACAAUCGAAUGUUAAAUGUAACAGCAUCAAGAAGGAGUACGCUACCAAGGAAGAAGCACACAAGACGGAGAGCACUGUCUACAAUACAAAAUUAAACAAUUGGGAGUAUCUCGAGAUGUCAGGACAGUAUCCGGGACAUAGCCGACCACCGGUUGGCACGCCUCCGCCGCACACUGUCUGGAACCACCUCACUAUGACGCAAGGUCAAGUUUCAGGUCUCAAUAUUCACCCGACGGCGUUGUCCGGCGCCGCGCUGAGUCCGGCCUUUUACACACAUCAGACCAUCAGCCGAACGUCUCAUCUGACUCCGCAGCACGCUCACACGCAAGCAGCACCGACGUGGCACACGCCUACGGUACCCCCGAAGAACGUCACGCCGGCGAGCACGACGAACACACCCCUGUUUAAUCUACAAAUGCUGGUGGACAAUAGGCAAAACCAAAAUCAGUACAGAAACUCACCGGGGUCGCAGAGCACGCUGGACCUCUCGUCCACGUCGGAGAUCAUCCCGGAGAAUUACUCACGAAUACCUCAGGAUAUUCCCAUCAGUCUCACCGCGAGAAACGUGGACAAGGGCAGUCGGAAUGGCAACAUAAUCUCACCGCCGAUACCGUUGAACGGCGAGACAUCGUCGGACAGUGGUAUCAGCUCGUCCGUGCCGACUCCAAACUCUGUCAGCGAGCCGGUCUCGUUAUCGACGAAGGAGGUCACCACACCUAAGAUAACGGUGAAGAACUUCGAGAGCAAUUUGAAGGGAGUCGCGAAUCUCCACGAUAAGAUUAAGGAAAUGAGUGUAGAUAAUUUUACGCAGAAAAUGAUCAACUUACCGCCCAGCGUGACGAUAGAGAGGGUGGUCGCGGAGAAGAAAGAGCCUGAGGUGGCAAUAGUGGCGGCGGCGAAGGCUAAGGACACGUUGAGUGUUAUCGCGCAAGUGCCAAGAAACGUCUUACCCGUUAUAGUCAAUCGCGCGGCCAAGGAGAAGGACGUCACGGACAGUCCCAAAAGAGAAUCCUCCUCCGAAAGGGACAAGAAGCUCGACGAGACUAGCGUGAGGUCGCCCAAGAGCUUGCCAAAGAGGGGUAAGAAGGGCGUCGAUUCUCUGUUGGAGAAAUUGGAGGGUGGUAAUAAGAAACUCGGCAGCAUGGAGAAUAUAGGCUCGGUGAUUGUGACGCCAGUGGAAGAUAAAGACAACUUGAGCGUGAAGAGCAUGUCGCCGGAGAGGCAGAAGUCCAAGUCGCCGAAUCGGGAAGACGAGGUGGUCUCGCCGGCGUUCAGCAACGACGACUCGAACGACAACACCAAGCAGCAGCGUAGGAAAAGAAAACUCGAGAAACCAGUGAGGCUCAGCAAGGAUUCGAAAACGGAGGUCGAGGACAUGGAGCUUGAGCCCACGGAACCCUCGGAGCCGCGGGCCAUCCUCGACCCGGUGCUGGAGGAGACCGCGAAUUCCUCCUCUGUAUCGACGACGCCCGGUGUCAAACCGGAAGAGGAAGAGCGGCAUCCUGUCGCACCGACGGCGGCGGAGGAGAGAAUACCGAGCGAAAAAACGGACGAGAGGUUGGAAGAGGAGAACCAGCCGAUCCGAAGGCGGCGGAGUAGCGAAGGUAUGGCCAGUAACUCGGCGAAUCAAAGGGUACGGAGAAAAUCGAGCGACGACGCCUCCACCGAGUUCGCGAAGGCGCUGACGAGUCCGAAGAACAACGCCGCCGCAGCGAAUCCCUUCAACGAGGUCGAGUCGGAGCUGGAGAAGAUGUUCGCCGGUAUUGUAGAGACGGACUCGAAUAUCAAAAAUGAAGAAUCAAAAGCGGAAUUGGCGAGCGCGGAGAUCCAAGAUGGCGAUGACGACGCGAGCGUGAAGCUCGAGGGCCUCGAGAAUAAUAUUCUGCCGACGACGAGCGCACAUCCGAACGCCAAUCCCAUUGACGUGUCCUCCACGGUGGACGCGAAAUUCUCAGGCAAGAAAGGCAAGAAGGGCAAGGUGCAGGGUCGCAAGCGAAAGAUCUCCAGAUCGUCAGAGAAUAUUUUCGGCACGACGAGCGACGUCUUGAUCAAAGACGCGAAGAAGAGACGAACGUCCAAAGGUUCGAAAAAGCAGGAACAGUUGAAGAAAGUGAAGCGCAACACCAAGAUCGACGGCCUGAGGGAAAUGGCUUACGAUUCUGGCUCGAACGCGAGUUCCAUCAGGUCACGUGGACCGGUCGUGCACGUGGAGGGUCCGAGAGACAGUCCGCUGAGCAUCCAAGUGGUCAACGCGCCACGGGAGGAAGAGGAGGAGAAGAACAAAGAGAAGAGGAAAAGCAACGGCAAUGGGAACGCAGGACGUGGCAGUAAGAGGCUCAGCCAUCAGAACGAUUUGGAUUACAGAGGUAGAGUCAACAACGCGGGCCUCUUCAGUUCGACUCUGUCGUCGCGAUAUGACGCGCAUACACCAGAUUCGACGUGGGUCUGCGUGUUCUGUAAACAGGGCCCACACUCCGUUAUACCCGGCGAUCCGUCCAGACCGCAUCCGAACUUGGCCGGACCGCAUAUCGCUACUGGCACGUACACGGUCCCGGCGGGUGUAUCGGGCGACUUGUUUGGACCGUACUUGAUCGGCAAGGAUCGAUUAGAGGACGGCAAGGAACGGUUAGAGGAUGGAAUUCUAUCCGCCGAUGAGCAAGAGAUCACCAGAGAGCAGAAGAAGGGCGGUAAGAACAAGAGGAGCUUGAGGUACGCAGGUCUCGCUGACCAGUUCUCCGCCAAGAUGGGCAAGAAGAAACGGAACUCCGUCGAGAGUAACACAAACGCCAUGUUCACGGGCAUGACCAUGCUUCCCGGUGAGGAGCAACGCUGGGAAGUGUGGCUUCACGAACAGUGCGCGGUGUGGGCGGCUGGGGUUUACAUGGCGGGUGGUAGAGUGACGGGGCUGCAGGAAGCGGUGUGGGACGCCGCCAAAUCGAUAUGCUGUUCCUGCGGUUUGACGGGCGCGAACAUCGGCUGCGUGAAGCGAGGUUGCAAGGUCGUCUCGCAUUAUCCGUGCGCGCUGACGAAAGGUUGGCACCUCGACACGAAUCAGUACAUACCUAAGUGCAACCUUCAUCGAGUCACGUGAAACACCGGUGAGUCCCCGACAAGCGUUGUAUAGGUUGUAAUGUGGAUUUAGGUCGUAUUCAUUAUAUCAUGUGAGGAUCCGGCUUUAAUUAGAAUGCACCGAAUAAUGGGCAAUAACACAAUGUAAGGGACUAAAUAUAUAAAUUCAUUCAUGACUGAAGAAGAUAGCCUUACUAGUUAGUAAGGUAUGUUCUAGUUGACAAAGCGUGGAGCAAAACAUUCUCUCAUCGUGUGAUUGACACAAUCGCUCGCGUGUGCGACAAGAAUUGCGUUGUGAUCGGAACGUAAGAAUACCACAAUUAGCAGCGAAGUAAUUGAUGAAACUUACAAAUAAAUAGGUCUAACGCGCGCGCGCGCGAUGAAUCGAUACUCUAUAUUCCUCUCUGUUCUAACAGAUAGAAUUUAAUUUUCUCAUUUGGCAAACGAGUGCGGGAUGUUUUGAAGUGACGCUUUGUGUAUCGUUUUGAUGCAUAAGUGUAUCCUGGAGGGUGAAAGUAUAAAUGUGAGAGCGAUUAUACUAAUUUUCAGACAUAGAACCAGUAUGCUCGAGAAAGAAAAAAAAUAAGAAAACCUUCCAAUGUACAAGGUGUCUAAUACGGGAUCGCUAUUAUAAAUAAAAAUUGCAAAAUAAAUGAAAUGUGCGGCACGAGCGCGAAGGUGAAGAAAUAGAAAUUCUUCUCAAUGAUUGUGAAUUUAAUUGAUUUUCUUGGCCUGUGGCCUUGAACAGUGGCCUUUUCGACUUAAUAUAAAAAGAAAAGCAAGAUUUUUUUAAUUUUGAAUCUGUAGAAUAGACUGAUCGCUAUCGAGGAAUCAAUGAUAAUCAAAAAAGAAAAAACGAAAAAAAGAGAACAGGAAGAACAAUGAGGAGGAGACAGACAGAAGAAAAAGUGUUUGCUUUUUUACUCACCUUUACGAAACUCUAAGACACUACAAACUUUCUUAACAACAUCAUUGUACACAGGAGCGCAUACAUAGGGCAUAUUGUAACGAACGUUAUCGAACUUGAAAAUUGUAAAAACGAUGGUACGACAGCCGUCGAAAUUGGAUCUGCAUAAACGCGAUAAAAAAAAAAACUUAAAUCAGUAAGCGGAAAUUGAAUAUUCUUUGUCUUUUCUUUUGCAUGAGACUCGAGCAUAAGCAUGUGUGCAGGCAAGUGUUCUCUGAUAAGUGUAAAAAGUGAAAAAGAACUGUUUGUACAUACAAGAAGAGAGAAAUAAAAGAAUUAUAUUAUCGAGACGUGUAUCGCGUAAUUAUGUUUCAAGAAUUCAUUCGACUCAGAGACAUUUGUAUCUUUGUUUGUAUAGUCGCGAGAAUGCAUGUGCUUUGUGACGGAACCUGGCGUGUACCUGGCGUUGCAAUUAAUUUAUAUAUGUUGUAUUUGUUUUAUCGUGUCGUUGUAUAAAUCAUUGUUAUAAAUCAUUAAUUAUGUGUACACGCGCGCACACACACACAGCUACACAUUCAACAAACAAGCACACGCACGUACGCACGCAACACGCACACGAUCGUCCACUUAAAGAAUGCUCAUCACUUUUUGCUAUACUUUUAUUGAUAUUUCUUUAUGUAGAAGCCCUUUAUGACGCCAGUGUUGAUUUGUUCAUGAUCUUGCGUAUUAACAUGAACUGACGAUUUCUCUAAACAUGAUGAAGCGGGUUGUAUUUCGUUCCCGCAGAAGCCGUAUUUGAUUAUUUAUGAUUUUUUUAGAGAGAGAGAGAGAGAGAGAGAGAGAGAGAUAUUUCUUAUGCUCGCAUUGGACGAGGUCGCAUUGUGAUUUCUUAAGCUGAGAACACUUGUAAGACUUACCCCUAUGUAUCUAAAUGUAAUAUAACAAAGAACACAUCUCAUUGUACUCGGUGAUAUAUGUUUUGUACGAUGUACAUUCGCUGUCACUAUACCAUCUUCGAUGCGCGCGUAAAAUACCAGUGACUAACACUCACAUCAUUUGUAAUGUUUACUGUGUUGGCGGUUUUUAAUUGAAAUAGCUACGCAGUGUCACAGAAUUUGAUUUGUAUAUGCAUAUUAUUAUAUUUCAUUUUUCUUUGGUACAUCAAUAUUGCAGUUUUCUUUGCUAUAAUCGUUGUCACCGUUCUCAUCGUAUUUUAUAAGAGCGUGAGAGAGAGAGAGAGAGAGAGAGAGAGAGAGAGAGUGUGUGUGUGUGUGUGUGUGUGUGUGUGUGAGAGAGAGAGGAAGAGAGAAACAUAAGUUUUUGCUAUGACGAAUGUGUAAGAACACUAACGAUUCUCUUGUCGCUUCAGGGAGAACUAGCAAAAAAAUCAGGAAAAUUGUAUAAAAAUAUUAUAUAGAGAUAUAAUAUGUACAUACAUUUAUGUAGGGGAUGGUAUAUAUACGUAUAUAGAUUAUAUGUGUAUGUAGUAUACGAAUAUACAUAUAUAUUAGUUAUGUAUAUACGUAUAAAUAUAUUACACAUACACACACAAGUAUAUAUAUUGAAAAUAGUCGUCACAUCUUCUCCCACAGCACAGAGCCCGUAAAAUUAAGUAUAAUCAUUUUUAAAUAGUAACUAUAUAGUUUAUAUAUAUAAAUAUAUAUUUAAAUGUAUAAAUAUGUAUUUAUAUAUAUUUAUAUAUAUAUAUAUAUAUAUAUAUAUAUAUAUAUAGAGAGAGAGAGAUCCAGAUUAUUGAGCGUAAAAAAUUCUUUGUAUAUAUCGUGCAUAGUAACAAAUGUAAAAAAAUAUCUCAGAAAGAAUUUUAUUUAGAUGCAUAAACUUUUUUUUGUGUUAAGAAUAAUAGUAAUAAAAGCUCGAUGAAACACACAUUCAACACUUUGAAGAAGAGUAACACGAGGCCUCUUAGUUUUUAUUCUUUUUUUCUUGACACGCGAUUUCGACGCUCCUGGACGUUUAAAGCUGUUUGUAUAAACAAAGACGACGUAGCCUCAAGAAAAGAGAAGGAAAUGCCGCAUAAGUGUAAUUAAAUGAAAACAUUGAAUUGUAAACGAAACGCUUAUAUUCUACGAUUGUGUAUGAAAGGGAGACAAAAUUUUAUCUUAUAGAGAGGAUAAAUCUGUAAUAUUAAUCAUUACUUGUGAUAUAAAGAAAGAGUGAAAAGGCACACGGAUGGAUGAAAAAAAAUUUCCAGAAUGAGACAAGGUCGCAGACUUUAUCGUUCAUCUUCGUCACGUAAAAUUCUGCGUACACAGAGCGGUCCUCAUGUACAGUGCAUAGAAUUUUUGUAGCGAGUCGGUAAAUAUAACGUUGUACACACCACUUUGUAGAUCCGUCUCUGCUGCGAAUAGAUAAAUCUCUAAAUAAAUUGUCGCGUCGAGUGACAAAAAAUUCAAGAGGGAAGGGGAGAGAGAGAGAGAAAAAGAAAGAAGGACUUCUCAUAAUGUACGAUCUCUUUUUCUCUUUCUUCUCCAUGUAUAUGCAGAAUCGGUUCGCUUGAGUCGCUCGAGAAUAGUGACCGAGAGGAAGGGAGAGAGGGAAUUUUUGCGCUGUGGGGAAAAAUGUUUCGCGUAUUUGCCGUUUCGACUUGUAUAAAUGAAAUAUAAGCUCGGCUUGUAAAUUGCACUGUUGACGGGUGAAAAGCGUGUAAGAGCGGAGGAUGGGAUGGCGUGUUAAGACGUGUCAAGGACGAGAAUAGUCAAGCGCAGAGGACAAACCUGAAUAUCACAAUGCCUAAGUAAUUUGUAUAAAAGAUAAAUCUGUAAAGUAAACAAAAAAAA